AUGGCUUCCUCGGCGGACAAUGUGGCGCCCAUCGAGAGCAAUGGCGCAAAGAGAUUCGCAGAAACACCAUUGAGGAGCGAGGAAGAAUCACGGGGAAGCUACAGGUUCAAAAAUAAGAGGAUGAAGAACGGUCAUGCCGAGAAUAGCACCAUCUUGAAGACCAACGGGAGCAACGACGAGAUUCUGCUGGGGGAUGUCACGGCGCUCAUUCAGAAGCUCAAUUUGGAAAGAGAAGGAAAAGAGGUGACAAGCGAACUCCCCGAGAAGCUUUCUGAGAUCGAAGUCACAAUCAAAGAGAUCUCUUCGACUGGCGACGGCAUUGGGUUCCAGGAGGGCUCGGACUCGGACCAAGUUUAUGUCAUCCCAUUCACAGCACCAGGAGACACAGUGACGGCCAAGAUCUUCAAACAUUUCGAAAAGGAAAAGUACUCCAUGGCCGACUUUGUCAAAGUCGUCAAGUCCUCACCACACCGCGACGAGUCCCUAGUCAAGUGCCCCUACUUCUCCACCUGCUCAGGAUGUCAGUUCCAGAUGCUGCCCUACGAGUUCCAGCUGCAACACAAAAAGUCCAUAGUGGAGAAAGCCUACAAGAACUUCUCCAACCUCCCCCCGGAGCUCAUCCCCGCAAUCGGCGACACCAUCGGUUCCCCCCUACAAUACGGAUACCGCACAAAACUCACCCCCCACUUCGACGGCCCCCCAGACGCCAGGAGAAGCGACGGCCGCCACGGCAUCAGACGCUCCCACAAGGAGGUGCCAGCAAUCGGCUUCAUGAAAAAAGGCACGCGCAUCACCAUGGACAUCGAAGACUGCCCCAUCGGCACGGCCGCAAUCCGCGCAGGCAACAAACGCGAGCGGGCCCGCGUGGCCGCCGAGCUCCCAAAGUACCACAAAGGCGCCACCCUCCUCCUCCGCGAAACAACCCAACGCAUCCCCAAAGCAGACUACACGCCCUCCUCCGACGCAAACGACGCAGACGCCAUCAUAGAAGACCACAACACGCACAUCCACCGCAAAACCUGCGUCACAAACCCAAACGACAAAACAACAGAAUACAUCGACGACUUCGCAUUCGUAAACCCCGCCGGCUCCUUCUUCCAGAACAACAACUCCAUCCUCCCCGUCUUCACAGCAUACAUCCGCUCGCACAUCGUCCCCGCCAACACCCCGGGACAUAAAAUCACACACCUAAUAGACGCCUACUCAGGCAGCGGCCUCUUCACAAUAACCCUCUCCUCGCUCUUCAAAUCGUCGCUGGGAAUAGACAUAUCAUCCUCCUCCAUCGCCUCGGCCACUACAAACGCAGCUCUAAACAACCUAUCACCAUCUUCAACCCGUUUCCUCGCCGCAGACGCAUCUCACCUCUUCGCGGCCAUUGAGUCCCCCGCCGCAGAGACGGUCGUUAUGCUCGACCCGCCCCGCAAAGGGUGCGAUGAGUCGUUCCUGAAGCAACUCGUGCAGUACGGGCCCGCGAGAGUGGUGUAUGUGAGCUGCAAUGUGCAUACGCAGGCAAGGGAUAUUGGGGUGUUGGUUGGCGGGAUGGCGGGCGUGGACGGGGGGUGUGGGGUGGGUGAGGGGUGCUAUGAGAUUGAGAGUGUGUGUGGGUUUGAUUUUUUUCCGCAGACGGGGCAUGUGGAGGGGGUUGCUGUGUUGAGGCGGAAGGAGGGUUCAGUCGGCGAGGUGGAGAAGGAGGGGGCUUGA
Dothidotthia symphoricarpi CBS 119687 is the source of this 1701-nucleotide messenger RNA. RefSeq names its product uracil-5--methyltransferase. Gene Ontology annotation, biological process: tRNA processing. Gene Ontology annotation, molecular function: tRNA (uracil(54)-C5)-methyltransferase activity, S-adenosyl methionine-dependent. Bases 1 to 1701 code for a protein of 566 amino acids. The record is from RefSeq and is a predicted model, not a curated record. Lineage: Eukaryota; Fungi; Ascomycota; Dothideomycetes; Pleosporales; Dothidotthiaceae. The transcript has a single exon.